AUUUACCAGUGUCCCUUAUCUGUGCUCUUCAGUGUACCAUGUGCAUGGGUGGCUUCCUUCUCAAAGGAUAUUUCAAUAAAAGAAGACAGAGGAGCGGAAGGCAUCUCUAUGGACUCUAUGAAGUACACUAUUUUAGGAUUUGGGAGACAUAGGCAUUGUCUCCAUCUUAAACAAGAAGAAACUUGUCCAGACUGACUUAUGAAUUUGCCCAAGCUAACCUGACUAGGAGAAUAGAUCUUGUUCCUCUUCUUUGUAUUAUCUUCUUCAUAACUACAAAUCAUGGGGGAUAAAGAUAAAACAAUUGAAUGUCAAGAUUCAGAACCAUCCACAGGGAUGAAUCAUACAACCUCUGUGUAUCAAGAAACACAGGAAGAGACGGUCAUGAACCUUAAAGGUACAGAUGGAAAUGAACCAACAGAAGGAAGCAACCUGUUACACAGCAGUGAAAAAAAGCUACAAGAAAUACCAACUGAAUCAAGUGGUUUGCAGAGGCUGAGACAGAUAUUGGCUUGCCCUCCACAUGGUUUACUGGACAGAAUCAUAACAAACGUUACCAUGGUUGUUCUUCUGUGGGCUGCAGUUUGGUCAGUUACUGGCAGUGAAUGUCUUCCUGGAGGAAAUUUAUUUGGAAUUAUAAUCCUAUUCUAUUCUACCAUCAUUGGAGGUAAACUUUUUGGGCUCAUUAAGUUACCAACACUGCCUCCUCUUCCUCCUCUUCUUGGCAUGCUGCUUGCUGGAUUUCUCCUCAGAAAUAUUCCAGUCAUCAGUGAUAAUGUACAGAUCAAGCACAAGUGGUCCUCCUCUCUGAGAAGCAUAGCCCUGUCUAUUAUACUGGUUCGUGCUGGCCUUGGUCUAGAUUCAAAGGCACUGAAGAAGUUGAAGGGUGUGUGUGUACGACUGUCCAUGGGUCCCUGUCUCGUGGAGGCAUGCACAUCUGCUCUUCUUGCCCACUUCCUAAUGGGUUUACCUUGGCAGUGGGGAUUUAUACUGGGUUUUGUCCUAGGAGCCGUGUCUCCAGCUGUCGUGGUGCCAUCCAUGCUCCUUUUGCAGGCAGGAGGCUAUGGUGUUGAGAAGGGGGUCCCGACCCUACUCAUGGCUGCUGGCAGCUUCGAUGACAUUCUGGCCAUCACCGGCUUCAACACAUGCUUGGGCAUGGCCUUUUCCACAGGCUCCACAGUUUUUAAUGUCCUCAGAGGUGUCUUGGAGGUGGUAAUUGGUGUGGCAACUGGAUCUCUUCUUGGAUUUUUUAAUCAGUAUUUUCCAAGCAGUGACCAGGACAAGCUUGUGUGGAAGAGGGCAUUCCUGGUUUUGGGGUUCUCUGUGCUAGCUGUGUUCAGCAGUGUGCACUUUGGAUUUCCUGGAUCAGGAGGACUGUGCACAUUGGUCAUGGCUUUCCUUGCAGGCAUGGGAUGGAGCAACAAAAAGAUUGCUGUUAGUGUUAUUUUGAAUCAGCAACUAAAUAUGAGAUAUUUUGUUAUUUCUAAAAAUGAAGUAUUUCUUUCAGGCCUUUGUGUUGCCACCUUGGGCAUUGCAGUAUUGAUACGAAUUUUGACUACAUUUCUGAUGGUGUGUUUUGCUGGUUUUAACAUAAAGGAAAAGAUAUUUAUUUCUUUUGCAUGGCUUCCGAAGGCCACAGUCCAGGCUGCAAUAGGAUCUGUGGCUUUGGACACAGCAAGAUCACAUGGAAAGAAAGAGUUGGAAGAAUAUGGAAUGGAUGUGUUGACAGUGGCGUUUUUGUCCAUCCUCAUCACAGCCCCAAUUGGAAGUCUGCUUAUUGGUUUGCUUGGUCCCAAGCUUCUCCAGAAAUUUGAACAGCAAAAUCAAGAUGAGGUUCAAGGAGAGACUUCUCAACCAGUUUAGAGACUCUUAAGGUCGAGAGCCGUCCCCAAUUCCUGCAAGCAAAAGGAAGCCUUGGAAUUCCAUUAGAGGAACUUGAUGGACCACUGUGUGGACACAAACCCCAAAACUUCUGGACCCACCUUCAACCAAAUGGAUUUCAUUUGAAAAUCUCCUCAUAAGAUUUCAUGAGCAAAAAUUAAAAGGUUUUAUUUUGAUAACAGUA
Messenger RNA from Ictidomys tridecemlineatus (thirteen-lined ground squirrel), 2062 nucleotides. The record is from RefSeq and is a predicted model, not a curated record. NCBI's taxonomy places the organism in Eukaryota, Metazoa, Chordata, Mammalia, Rodentia, Sciuridae.